Molecule: messenger RNA, 192 nt
Organism: Tetrahymena thermophila SB210
Lineage: Eukaryota; Ciliophora; Oligohymenophorea; Hymenostomatida; Tetrahymenidae
Exons: 1
Source: RefSeq, a predicted model, not a curated record
AUGAAAACACACUUUAAAGAUUCUUGCAAAAGAACACAUUCAAAUAAAGUGAGCAUUUUACGCGAUGCCGAUUUCGGGAUAAAGUUCCAAUUUCAGCUUGGUAACUCCGAAAAGGAUUUUCAUAAUGAAAUUGCUGAGAGGAAAUAAGCAACAAUGCUCCUAAGUUUUUCCUAGAAGUUAGAGAGUGAGUGA